Dendronephthya gigantea is the source of this 2707-nucleotide messenger RNA. Its product is annotated as solute carrier organic anion transporter family member 4C1-like. The transcript has 10 exons. Gene Ontology annotation, cellular component: membrane. Lineage: Eukaryota; Metazoa; Cnidaria; Anthozoa; Malacalcyonacea; Nephtheidae. Gene Ontology annotation, molecular function: protein binding. The record is from RefSeq and is a predicted model, not a curated record. Bases 100 to 2082 code for a protein of 660 amino acids. Gene Ontology annotation, biological process: transmembrane transport.
AUUGUCACCUCCUGAGAAUUGAAACAUAUGAGGUAUAUCGAAGCAUAAUCGACCAUCUAGAAACACGUUUUGCAUUUAUCGGGAGUCCAAGUUGUUAUCAUGGAGGAUCAAAACAGUAAUGGGAUUGCGAAUAAAAGAGCGCCAUUGGGAAAAUCGGAGGGUAAUUCGGAAAACAAGGAAGAAUGUACCGUCUUCGGAUGGGGAAAGAUUCGACCGAAAUCCCUCAAGUUCCUAAGUUCACCAAUAUGGUUCGUCGCAGUUUUCAGCGUUUAUAACGUCUUUCAAGGCAUAGCUUCGUGGGGUUUGCCGAAUUUGGUUUUGCCAAGUAUUGAGCGAAGAUUUUCUUUCUCUGCCAAAGAGUUGGGGGUGAUUGCGGCGUCGAACGACAUCUCGGGAUUGUUGAUUGUUGUGUUUAUCAGUUACUAUGGAGAUUAUGGCAAUAAAAUAAGAUUAAUGAGUGGAGGCGCUUUAGUGACAGGUCUUGGCGUAAUUAUCUUCGCUAUACCUCACUUUAUGAUUGGUCGGUAUUAUCCGGGGAGUUCACGUCACCAAGGUUUAUGUAGUCAUGGGAACGGAACGAUGGCGCAAUGCGUCAGUGAAAACAGCGGAGGGGAUUGGUACUACCUGGCAGUGUUUAUCAUAGCUAUGUUAACCAUGGGUGCUGGUAGCGCACCUUAUUUUUCCCUGUUCAAUGCAUACCUGGAUGAAAAUGUCAAACCCAAAUCCUUCCCAUUGUAUUUGGGAAUUUGUAACGUUAUCCAAUUUAUAUCCCCCGGCAUCGGCUUCAUAAUUGGUGGGAAGUUUUUAAGCAUCUACGUUGAUAUAGAGCAGCCUAAUGGUUUCAGGUUAACGCCGAAGGAUCCGCGGUGGAUCGGAGCGUGGUGGAUGGGAUUUCUUAUAUUCGGAGUGCUUAUCAUUCUCUGUUCUUUCGUCAUAUCUGGAUUUCCUCGCAUGAUGCCUGGGGCGAGGGAGAGACGGCUAAAUCACAUUCGCGAGGGGAAUAUUAAACCGAGCAACGAUUCAAAACAGCCAAGUCUGAGAAGAGUUCCAUCGGAAUUGAAAGACCUUUUGAAGAACCUCACCUAUGUCUUCAAUACGUUGGGUUUGACGUGUUUGCUCUUCUAUUCUACAGCGAUAGCCAUAUUCUUCUCCAAAAUAUUACGCAUGAAGUUUGGCCUGGAUGCUGUCCGGGCUGGAUACGUUUUAGCGAUCAUAAAUUUUACGGGAGCAGUGAUUGGAAUUAUCAGCGGGUCUAUAAUUGUUCGAUUGUUUUCAUUGAAGACGACAUGCAAGAAGGCUGCAGCCGCGACCGCCAUUUGUAAUUUACUGGUAAUUGGAGGAACCCUAAUAUACUUGAUACCAGCUUGCGAAAAUGCAAAUAUUGCUGGCGUUGCUGUACAAUACCGCAGCCCGAACCGUAAUCAGUCAAGCAAUUUCGGCUUACUGAAAUCCCGAUGUAAUAAGAAUUGUGGUUGUUCUCUAAAGUCGUUCUCGCCUGUGUGUGGAUCUGAUAAUUUGACAUACUUUGAUUCGUGUCAUGCUGGUUGCACACAACGACAUCGUAACAAGACAUUCUCAAAUUGCUCCUGCAUACCAGGCAAGACUAGAAAAGAGGGAGGUUCAGCUAGACUUGGUUACUGUGAUCGGAAUUGUAAGAACAUCGUGAUAUUUUCGGUGGUCGUCGUCAUAUCGUCGGUAAUUCGCUUUACAGCGCUUGUCCCAACAAGAACAGUUACCCUAAGGUGUGUUCCUGAUGACAAACGUGCAUUUGCUUCCGGGGUCACGUAUGUGAUUUACAAAACAAUCGGUCUUCUUCCUUCUCCCAUUGUAUUCGGUCACAUAGUGGAUGAAUCCUGCCGGUUAUGGCAAAAUAUAUGUGGAAGAAAAGGAAGAUGCUUUGAUUACGAUAUCGUGUCACUGAGUCGAAAUAUUACAUUGUUUGGUGUGGUUGUUGCAGUGUUAACAACCAUUUUCUACUUCUUGUCCUGGUAUUUCUGCAAACCGAACCAAACGAAAGCGGAAAUCGCUGGUUUCGAAAACGAAGGUGCUGAUCCAGUGCCACCCGAUGAGACACCUCUGUAAUGCUUUGAAAAGUUUUGUAAAUAUGUGUUUUCACUCGUCGUGUUAAUCUAAUCAAGAAAUUGAGCACAGAUAGGAAGAAUGAUGAAAAUGGCGGAUGAUAUAAAGAUGAUAUGAAGCCCGCUCUCCGCAUAUCUUCUGCUUACAUCAAUCUGAAAGCAACAUUAGGUAGCUUUAGCAGUAAAGAGCUUUAGUCGCCGAGUUAUUGAGUACGAGUUUGUUGGCAAAUUUCGUACUCCACAGCCCAACGACCACGAGUUUCGUCAGAUGGCGUAAGCAAAAGCACCAACUUGGUGCGAAAAUGACUCGUAGUCAUACUCGUAGUCACUGCUAAAGCUUUCUACUCUAUGUGUCGCGACAUGACUGUUGGAAUAUUAAACCUGGUUUCCAUUUAAUCGUAAUUGUCGUGAAAGUAAUUUUCACCGAUUAGAAAUAGUUCUGUUGUAUAAAUUUGUCUUUAUUUCCGUAUUCAAAUCAGUCACUGUUGACUGCACACAUAUUGCAAUAUUCUUUCACAUCACCCACCUUGACAUGUUCACGACACUAACGAUUUAAUGGAAACAAGGCAUUAAUAUUCUGGGACUUCAACAUCCAAUGUUAGAGUUAAAACUUUUGGAGUUUUGUUUAU